This is a messenger RNA of Sceloporus undulatus (fence lizard), 4095 nucleotides long. It is a transcript of the gene GRIN2D, whose product is annotated as glutamate ionotropic receptor NMDA type subunit 2D. The transcript is spliced from 13 exons. NCBI's taxonomy places the organism in Eukaryota, Metazoa, Chordata, Lepidosauria, Squamata, Phrynosomatidae. Gene Ontology annotation, cellular component: postsynaptic density membrane; postsynaptic membrane; NMDA selective glutamate receptor complex. Gene Ontology annotation, molecular function: NMDA glutamate receptor activity; transmitter-gated monoatomic ion channel activity involved in regulation of postsynaptic membrane potential. Gene Ontology annotation, biological process: monoatomic ion transport; excitatory postsynaptic potential; long-term synaptic potentiation. Bases 99 to 4088 code for a protein of 1329 amino acids. The record is from RefSeq and is a predicted model, not a curated record.
GGGCUCUGCGGCUCUGCGGGCCGAAGUGAGAUUUUCCUUGCCUGAUUCUGGAAACUAGGUUAAGAUGGAUCUCUGGAGGAACAUAGAGGCCCUGCGAGAUGAGCCUGCCCCCGGGCACCCCCGCUGCUAGGAUGCUCUUUGUUAUGGCCCUGGCCUGUGCCAGCCCUUUCCUGGACCUGCGGCGACGAACCAUCAACAUUCCCAUCAUUUUCAGUGGUUCAACCUACACUCUUGAGAGUGCCCGGUUCUCGCCAGAGGACUUCCGCAACUUCUCCAUGGAGAUCAACCCCAUCCCGGUGGUUCUCAAUGACACUAACCCUCGCAGCCUGAUUGUGCGGCUCUGUGAUGUUCUCUCCUCCCUGCACAUCCAUGGUGUGGUUUUUGAAGAUGAUACACGAACAGAGGCUGUGGCCCAGAUUUUGGACUUCAUCUCAGCACAGACCUCAGUUCCCAUCAUUGGCAUCAAUGGAGGAUCAGCUAUUGUUCUUACACCCAAGGAAAAAGGAUCAACCUUCCUUCAGUUGGGUUCCUCAACCAAACAACAGUUGCAGGUGAUGUUUGAAGUUCUGGAACAGUAUGAUUGGACAGCCUUUGCUGUCAUUACAACACUGUUUCCUGGCUAUGAAGAUUUUGUAGAUUACAUCGAAGUGCUGACCGACAGCAGUUUCAUUGGUUGGGAGCGCCGCAGCACUGUGACUCUUAACCUCACCGAUGACCCAGAUGGGGCCCGCCUCAAACGUCAGCUACGGGAUGUAAAUGCCCGCAUCUGCCUUCUCUACUGCUCCCGUGAAGAAGCAGAAAGCAUAUUUCGUGCAGCUCGAGAAGUCAAACUUACAGGUCCAGGGUACAUCUGGUUCAUGGCAGGUGCCAACUUUGGUAGAACUGAAUACAUGCCAGAGGAACUGCCUGAGGGUCUCUUCAUGGUGCUUUCAGCAGGAUGGAAGGAUGAUCUCUACCACAGAGUGCAAAAUGGUGUGGCCAUCAUUGCCAAGGGGGCUGAAGCGCUCUUCCAAGUCUAUGGCUCAGUACCAAAAUUCAACAAUGAUUGCCGGGCACCCAACCUCACCCAGUUCAACGAGAACUUGCAUCGGUACUUCAUGAAUGUUACUUGGGGUGAUAAAGAUUUCUCCUUUAAUGAAGAAGGAUACCUCAUCAAUCCAUCCUUAGCUGUGAUCUCCCUCAGCAAAGACCGUACCUGGGAGGUGGUGGGAAGGUGGGAGCGUAGAAUCCUCAGCAUGUCACGGUACAGAAAAUUCCUGCAGCCUGUGGACGACAACAAGCACCUCAUGGUGGCAACCCUCGAAGAAAGGCCCUUUGUCAUUGUGGAUGACAUUGACCCUGCCACAAAGACCUGCAUCCGGGACUCAGUGCCCUGCCGCCACCCUGUCAACCGUACUAACAGCAAUCACUUGGAAAAGAGAUGCUGCAAAGGGUUUUGCAUCGAUAUCCUGAAGCGCUUGGCAAAGACUCUGGGUUUCACCUAUGAUCUCUAUCUCGUCACCAAUGGCAAACAUGGCAAAAAAGUCAAUGGCAUGUGGAACGGCAUGAUUGGAGAGGUGUAUUACAAGCGAGCUGACAUGGCGAUUGGAUCCCUGACUAUCAAUGCAGAGAGAGCUGAAGUGAUAGAUUUUUCUGUGCCCUUUGUCGAGACUGGCAUCAGCGUCAUGGUGUCCCGUAGCAAUGGAACUGUUUCACCUUCUGCCUUUCUAGAACCCUACAGCCCCGCUGUCUGGGUGAUGAUGUUUGUAAUGUGCCUGACUGUUGUUGCAGUGACUGUCUUCAUCUUUGAAUAUUUCAGUCCAGUAGGCUAUAAUCGCAGCCUCAGUGCUAGUAAACGUACCGGAGGCUCCAAGUUCACCAUUGGGAAGUCAAUCUGGCUGCUCUGGGCUUUGGUGUUCAACAACUCUGUGCCUGUAGAGAACCCCAGGGGCACCACCAGCAAGAUCAUGGUGCUGAUCUGGGCCUUCUUUGCCGUUAUCUUCCUUGCCAGCUACACAGCCAACUUGGCCGCCUUUAUGAUCCAGGAGGAAUACGUAGACACUGUGUCUGGGCUCAGUGACCAAAAGUUCCAGAGACCCCAGAAUCACUAUCCACCUCUGAGAUUUGGCACUGUUCCCAACGGGAGCACCGAGAAAAACAUUCGCAACAACUAUGGGGAGAUGCACGAAUAUAUGGGGAAGUACAACCAGCGCAGUGUGGAGGAUGCACUCCACAACCUGCAGACAGGGAAGCUGGAUGCCUUCAUUUAUGAUGCAGCUGUCCUCAACUACAUGGCCCGCAAAGAAGAAGGCUGCAAACUUGUCACCAUAGGAAGUGGAAAAGUCUUUGCGACCACAGGCUACGGCAUUGCGCUGCAGAAGGGAUCCAAGUGGAAACGGCCCAUUGAUCUGGCCUUGCUCCAGUUUCUAAGUGAUGAUGAGAUUGAGCUGCUGGAGCGCCUGUGGCUCUCGGGGAUCUGCCAUAAUGACAAGAUUGAGGUGAUGAGCAGCAAGCUGGACAUUGACAACAUGGCCGGAGUCUUCUACAUGCUCCUGGUGGCCAUGGGGCUGAGUCUUCUGGUCUUUGCCUGGGAACACCUCAUCUACUGGAAACUGCGCCAUUGUAUGAGACACACAGGCCGGUUGGACUUCCUGCUCGCCUUCAGCAGGGGCAUGUACAGUUGCUGCAGCAGUGAAGACCCAAAGAUUCCAGACCAGCAGCAGUUGCCCAUCCUCAACCACACCUAUGGGCCUUCACGAAGUGCAGCUCCAGCGCUACCCAGUCCCCCUGGCCCUCCACUUCCCUGCUCCAGCUUCCUGCCUCGUGAACGGCGUAUUGUGGAACGGUGGCGCCAUGCACGGAGCCCCAAUUGCUAUAAGGAUCUCUACCCUCCAACACCUUCAGAGCUCCCCACAACCAAGCCUCCACGCCACAGCCUCAAGAGCCCUUUCUCUGAUGGCUUCCACCGGUUCUAUGGCCCCAUUGAACCUGAAGGGCUCUCUGAUCACGUGGGUGGCAAAAAGAUGGCACCAUGCCAGCUCUCUCCACCACCACCUUCCCGUGGGCUGGAAAAUCCUCCUUCUUAUUUUGCUAUUGUACGUGAAAAAGACUCUCCUGACAUGCCACCAGCAGCAUCAGGUUGGCAGCGCAAAUCCCUCCGUGGCUUGUAUGAAAGUUUUCAAGCUGGGAAAGGGGCUGGCCGGGCCCCAGAGGUGAAGAAGUAUGAUGGUCCCUCCAGCAGCUAUUCAACCAAAAGCCCUUGUGAGUUGGAAAGGGGCAGCAGCCGGCCUUUUGGGAAAGAACGGAAUCGAUAUGGCUAUACCCGGCUGUCUUAUGAAGAUGAACGCUCCCCGCCUGUUCCCCGUUACCGGCAUGCAGAAGAAACAUCUCUGCCACGACCUGAGCCAGAAGCCAAAUGCCCAGCAUCAAGUCGAGAAAGGAGUUCUCGGGCUCAUAUUUGCCGCAGUCAUUCCCACCCACUUGCUGUUGGUGCCAGUUUGCACAGCCAGAGUCAUUAUGUGGACUUUUCAGACUCUGAUUCUGAUAUUUGUGAGAGGGACAGUGAUGGUCAUAGCUGCUGGUACCAGUCACCAGAUUAUUUCUGCACAUACCCAUCGCGAGAGAGGCAGUUGUUUGCCACCCACAAGCCUCUGCACUAUUGGUCAGCUGACAAGCUGGCAAAAUGCCACGGAUGCCAUGGUCCCUGCCAGCACUGCCUAAGUUUGGAAAUGCUCCCACCACCUACCCCACCAUGCCGCAAGGAGGCCUUGCGCUACCUGAGUUGUUCUGAGGAGCGUCUAGAACGCCGGCUGGACUGGGAGCACCGCCACUGCAGCCUGUAUGGCUGCCUGGCUUCUCGGCACCGCCACGGCUUCCAUCGCCGCUGCCACCAUCAUUCCUGUGAGCUGGGGCCUGCAGGUGGAGUUCUUCACCCCACCUCCCGCAGCCUGGAGGACCUCAGCUCCUGCCAUAUGAUGCGCUGUGGGGCCUCCCAUCGACACCAGGGUGGCUUCUCACCAGAGUGGCUACCACGCCGGGUGAGCCGGAGCGGAGAGCUUUUUGCCCGGCGUGGUUCAGCCCAUUUCUCCAGCCUGGAGUCAGAGGUAUGACCAGCGA